This is a messenger RNA of Rosa chinensis, 686 nucleotides long. RefSeq names its product LEAF RUST 10 DISEASE-RESISTANCE LOCUS RECEPTOR-LIKE PROTEIN KINASE-like 2.7. Bases 30 to 683 code for a protein of 217 amino acids. The transcript has a single exon. The record is from RefSeq and is a predicted model, not a curated record. NCBI's taxonomy places the organism in Eukaryota, Viridiplantae, Streptophyta, Magnoliopsida, Rosales, Rosaceae. Gene Ontology annotation, molecular function: polysaccharide binding.
GUCAACUCUUUCCCCUUUUCAUUACAAUCAUGAUGAACUCCCUUGUGCUUCAAUCUUUGAUUCCUUUCCUCGUGAUCACUUCCUUUUUCUCAAUCAAUCUUCCAUUCACUCUGUGUGCCGAUGAUCCUCAAUAUGCCUUCUGCAACCAGGCCAUCAACUGUGGCAACAUCCCUAACAUCUCGUACCCCUUUUGGGGAGUGAAUCGACCUAACUAUUGUGGCCAGCCCGGGUUCGAAAUCGAAUGCCAAGACAAUGUCCCAGUGAUCAACAUGAGAAAUAUCAACUUCAGAAUUCUUGAGACGAACUCUAGUAGUACAGAUCGGGCUGUUAAAGUUGCUAGGAACGAUUAUUGGAAAACUAUCUGCCCCAUUUCUUAUGUUAACACCAGCAUCGACUUUUCUCUGUUCAAUUAUGGUUCUGGGCUUCAGAACAUGUCUUUUUACUACGGAUGUAAUACUACUUCAAAUCCUACAGGGUUAAAUGUUUCCCUUGUUUGCAACAGUAGUGUCACUGUCUCCUAUCUCACACAAUCACAAACUAGUGGACUCCCGUUUAGACCAGUUUCUACUGGGGCAUGCGAAAAUGAGGUUCUGGUUCCGGUUCCGAAACGGCUGUUUUGGCUCUUGAUAACAAUCAAACGACGAUCCAAGAAGCCAUCGAUGGGGGUUUCGUACUGGGAUUGAAGA